CCAGGGAAAAAGAGUAUAAGUCAUGAUUUGCUCAAAAUGAGAUAAGUCAAGCAACUGAAUCCUUAAAGUGUUGCCCACCUUUUGGUAAAAAGAGUAUAAGUCAUGCAAAGAAAUAACGCAUUAUCUUUCCAAUAAUACAAAGAGUAUAACUAGAUUGUUGAGAUCGUUAUAGUAUAUGUCAAGCUAUACUGUUUUAACCAACAAUCGAAAUAGUAUAAGUUGACAUGUUCUAUUUUGAUCGUAAAAACUGCUAGACUUAUACUCUUAGAGCAUAACCUCAAAAAUAUUCAGUGCCGAAAUGUACAUGCGUUUAAUUUUAGUUUUACUAUAGAACGUUCAGUUUAAUUAAACAAAAGUGCAAAAGUGUAUUAUUAGUUACAAUGGCCAGUGACAGAACCAGAAAAAUAAUGAGCCUUGUUGAAACUAAGGGAAAAGAGCGGAAUGAAGAUGGUCAACAAGCAGAUCUACGCAAAAAUCUUUGCCAACCAUCAAAUUCUAUGCAGGACUUUUCCUCAAUACUAGGAGUUCCAGGCCCAUCCAAACCAACUGAUGUACUAUCGGAAUGUAGUGACGACAGCGUGGCUGACAAAAGUUAUAGUCCAGAUGCAUCCGAAUCAAGUGACGACAAUGAUGUGCACGUAUUUAAGACCGUUUCAGCAUUGAAGAUAUCAAAGAGACCCAGAAAUAAAAAACCAUGCGCAGCUGCUCAAAAAGAUGUUGCGGUGGAAAAUUCAAGACAAAAUGGUGCGGAGAAAGGCACUUAUUCGAGAAAGAAGAGAAGCGAAAGAAAAGAAAAAAGAAACACCGGAAAAAGUUACAUAACGGCUAAAAAUAAAGUAGUGAAAGAGAGAGUGUCAAAGCCCUUGGCGUCAUGCCGAAUGAAAUGUAGCCAAAAGCUGGAAGUGAAAUUUGAAGAGAGAACUAUUAGAGAAAAAAUAUUUCAAGAGUAUUGGGCACUUGGUGACAGAAACAAAAGAGUAAGAUUUAUUGCUGGAUUAGUUGAUACUAAAGAGCCCGCUUCUUCGAGAAAAAGAACAGUAGAUCCUGAUAAAGAAAAAUUCCGCACGAAGACACAUAUCUUUCACUUUGUUAUUAAUGGUGAAAGGGUUCGUGUGUGUCGUGCCUGUUUCAUGAAAACGCUUGGGGAAACACAAAUGUUCGUUACAUUGUCUCUCUGUAAUAAGAAUAGCACAUUAUCUGGAAUCACCUAUGAUGAUAAUAGGGGUAGAUCAGUUUCCGCUAACAAACAUUCCAUUGAAACACUACAACAAGUUAAAGACCACAUAUCAUCGUUUCCCCUAUACCAAUCACACUAUACACGAAGGGAAAGUAGCAGGAGAUACUUACCUCCUCAUUUAAGUCUAAGUUUGAUGUACAGUCUUUACUGUGACCAAAUUAAUAGCAUCCAAAGAAAGCCAGUAUCCAGGCAAAUCUACGAAAGAGAAUUUCACAAAAUGAACUUAAGCUUCAAAGAACCCAAAGUCGAUACUUGUAAUAAAUGUGACUUGCUCAGAAUGAAAAUCAGAGUAGCAGGGGAUGAAGAAGAAAAGAAGAAAAGUGAAGAGGAGUUAGCUAUACACCAUUUAGAAGCUGAUAACGCGUACGAAGAGAAAAGAAAAGAUAAGGAACUGGCAGCAAAUGAUCAAACUCGGCGUUGUUUUAUGUUUGAUUUGCAGCAAUGUUUACCAACCCCCAUGUUGAAUACGUCAGUUGCCUUUUACAAAAGGCAACUUUGGACUUUCAACCUAACCUUACAUGAAACUAGUACUCAAAAUGUUAGAUGUUACAUGUGGCAUGAAGCUGAGGGUGGCCGGGGAGGAAACCAAAUAGCUACAUGCAUUUUUAAGGAACUUACUUCGCUUCCUCAACAGGUAUCAAAGGUAACGUUAUAUUCUGAUACCUGUGGAGGGCAGAACAAAAACUCCCAUGUUGCCACCAUGUUUUUAGUGGCCAUGCAACAAAAUAUACACUUGGAAAUUGUGGAUCAUAAGUUCCUUAUUAGUGGACACACUCAUUUAGAGUGUGAUGUGGACCAUGGACUUAUUGAAAAGCAAAAGAAGAAGUUGCAAGUGCCUAUCUCUCACCCUUAUGAUUGGUACCAGUUAGUUCGUUCAGUUGGGAAAAAGAAAAAAUUUGAAGUUAUCGAGCUCAAUCAUUCGGAUUUCCUUAAUUUUGCAGAUCUGCUAAAAAAGAGUUUGCAACUUCGAAAAAAGGAUGAAGAUGGAAAUCAGUUCAACUGGCAUUCUGUAAAGUGGUUUCGUUAUACACGCGAAUCCGGAAAAAUACUUUACAAAACUACUUUGGACAACGAUGAGCCUUUUCACACCUUAUGCCUUACUCGUCGGGGACAACAAGAUGCACGUUUGUACCCAGAACGCCUCUAUACAUCUUCCAUACCCAUUUCAAAAGAGAAGAAAAAAGAUAUUUUAGAUCUUCUUCCUCUUAUCUCACCAACAUUUCACGAUUUUUAUAGAAACCUUAAAAGUAGUGACAUGCCUGAUACUUACCCUGAUUCAGAAGAUGAUGACCUACGCGACUAACUGCAACAGUUAUGAAGUAUUUUAGGCAUCAAUAUUUUUUUCCAAGUUUUGUCUUAUUAUUCUCGAGCGAUUUUAUAUUGCUUAUAGGUUUGGGGAUUUAGUUUUGUUUGGUUUAAAUAGUAUAAGUGACAUUUCUCAUUUGGUCAAAUUAGGAUAAGUCAUGUUUUCUGUUCAAUGAUAACGCUGAGUUAAUGUGUUUCACUUGUAUAAUAUCUUAUCUCAUUAAAUAUUUUGUUAAUGCAGUAACAACCAUAACUAUUUAAUUCCAUAAAAUCACAUAUAAAUAAAUUUGAUUUCUGAAAAAUCAACUUUUUUGACUUAUACUUUUUU
Molecule: messenger RNA, 2870 nt
Organism: Sitophilus oryzae (rice weevil)
Lineage: Eukaryota; Metazoa; Arthropoda; Insecta; Coleoptera; Curculionidae
Exons: 3
Coding region: 381-2540 (719 amino acids)
Source: RefSeq, a predicted model, not a curated record